CUGGGAAACAGGAAGUAAAACAUUGAUGCUUAUCUCCAUCUGCCUGUGGAUGUGCUGAUAGUUGAGUGCACUGCUUUUACUGUUUCAUUUUAAAGUUUCUUCAAAGGAGGGAGGACUGCCAGCUGCCAACAUGUCAAGCAAAAGGGCCAAGGGGAAGAACACGAAGAAGCGUCCUCAGCGGGCCACCUCCAAUGUGUUUGCUAUGUUUGAUCAGUCUCAAAUCCAGGAGUUCAAGGAGGCUUUCAACAUGAUUGAUCAGAACAGAGAUGGCUUUAUUGACAAAGAAGACCUUCAUGACAUGCUUGCCUCAUUAGGUAAAAACCCUACUGAUGAGUACCUGGAGGCUAUGAUGAAUGAAGCACCGGGCCCAAUCAACUUCACCAUGUUUCUGACCAUGUUUGGGGAGAAACUUAAUGGCACAGAUCCAGAAGAUGUGAUUCGUAAUGCGUUUGCCUGCUUUGAUGAAGAGGGAACAGGUUUGAUCCAGGAGGAGUACCUGAGGGAACUGCUCACUACGAUGGGUGACAGGUUCACAGACGAAGAGGUGGAUGAGCUCUUCCGCGAGGCGCCCAUUGACAAGAAAGGAAACUUCAACUAUGUAGCAUUUACACGUAUUCUAAAACACGGUGCAAAGGACAAGGAUGAUUAGUGACAGAGGCUGUGCCGUGUGAGGUUCAUCCUGUGCUUCGUGCAUAUCUUUAAUGGGUUUCCAUUUAGUUUAGAAGAGCUAUAUCAUGUAGUUUGGCUACUGAAUAAGCUUCACUGUGGUAUAGCUGGUUGAAGGUCAUUUGUUAAGCUGCUCUCUGGACCUCUGGGUCCCCCCCCACUCCCCUCUCCAAACCCUCAUUUUCAAAGCUCAUUUGCACAUCCGUGACAACACUUCAGGGUCUGUGUUAAGCUUGUAGAGAUGUAUGAAAAGACCAUUAUGGAUAAAGCUGGAAAUAAACUGAUACAAGAUGUUUUACUGUGAAUGAAUCAGUUGUAUUUUGAAGGAAAGUUACAAAUUUUGGAACAUUUUCUUUCAUGAAUCACCAGUUAAUUGUUGUUUUUUUU
Messenger RNA from Cololabis saira (Pacific saury), 1053 nucleotides. It is a transcript of the gene myl12.2, whose product is annotated as myosin, light chain 12, genome duplicate 2. The record is from RefSeq and is a predicted model, not a curated record. Bases 131 to 649 code for a protein of 172 amino acids. The transcript has 4 exons. Gene Ontology annotation, cellular component: cytoplasm. Gene Ontology annotation, molecular function: calcium ion binding. NCBI's taxonomy places the organism in Eukaryota, Metazoa, Chordata, Actinopteri, Beloniformes, Belonidae.